Messenger RNA from Didymodactylos carnosus, 5178 nucleotides. Lineage: Eukaryota; Metazoa; Rotifera; Eurotatoria; Philodinida; Philodinidae. The record is from the annotation of a GenBank genome assembly.
AUGGAUUUACCCGUUAUAUUAAUUGAAGAUGGUCGAAGUUAUGAAAAACGUGAACUACAACGCUGGCUAGCGAAUCAUAAUACAUCACCAACGACAAAUAAAGUGUUGACAAGUAAGCAGUUUAUUGUCAAUAUUAAUUUAAAGAAUGCCAUCGAAGAAUUUCGUGAAAAGCAAGCAAAAGCUCAACACUUUGAAAUAUUGUCGGAUACAUUAGAGAUAAAAUCUGGUCGAUUACCCGAACAACAUCGAGAUAAGAAUCAUCCACAAUUGCGUAUUAAAAUAUGUGUCUUAGGCGAUGCUUGUGUUGGGAAAACAACAAUUAUAAAACAUUUACAAUUUAAUAAUCGUAUACCGAAAGAGGUUUAUGCUGCCACAGUUGGACCUGAUGUAGUAACACUACAUUUAAAUCGGUUAUAUGAAGAUCGUUUCGCAGUUUCAAUAAAUAUAUUUGAUAUACCAGGCGAUAUUAGUCAAAAGGACGUCUGGAAGAGUCAGUAUAAAUGUCACGGUGCUGUUCUUGUCUGUGAUGUGACUCGGCGUGAUACAUUGAAAACUCUCGAAACGGAAUGGUAUGGUGCAUUAAAACAAUAUGGUCUACAUGGAUCUGAAAGUGUAGUGCUGUGUAAUAAAAUUGAUUUAUCUACCGAUUCAGAAGAUCAAAUAUUUAAAGAUGCAGAAAGAUUUUCAACAAAAUAUGAUUUAUCAUUAUUUUAUACGUCGGCUCUUACUGGUAAAAAUGUACAAACAAUGUUCAAUCAAUUGGUCUUAUGUAUCUUAAACAAUAGUGUUUUGUUAAAUCGGUUAAAAGAAAAUAGAGAUGUUGAUAAAGUGAAUGCAAGUAGUAGAAAUGAACCAACAAUUAUAUUGGGACCAGUUGCUAAGUUCGACGAAGAAGUUGUUCGGCUCCGUCUUCUUUACAAUGCAUCGUUGCAUCAAACAACUGUAGUGGAACUGCACCAACCUACAAACCUGUUUGUUCCUGUUGUUGAACCAACCUAUACGGAAGGCGAUUCUGUCUCCGAACAAUCAACAGCAACUGCGAAAAAUGACGACGUAAAGGAAGAAAAUGAAAACGCUUCUGGAGUUUCAAUAUCAACCGCAGUCGAGCAGAAUCAGCAAGAGUCCGAUAAUAUCAUAAACAAAGAACAGUCUACAACCGAUAACACCGAACAAGCUAUUGAAAAACAAGAAGAUAGUCUAGAUGAUAAUGAUCAAAAAAUUACUGUUAAUGACCUAAAACAAGAACCGAACGAACCGCAACAAAAGAAUGAAAACGAAAGUUCGAACGGCGCCAACGAGGAAGAAAACAUAGUUUCAACUGGUCAUGGAACAGAAAAGAACAGUAAUGUGGAUGAAAGUGGAGAUACGAAGGUUACUGCGGAUGUUGUUAAUGAAGAAAAGACUCACAAUGAGAAUGUACAAAAUACCGACAGUCACAUUGUUGACAAAUUAAGUACAGAAAAAUCGGAUGCAUUAAUUGAAUCACAUUCACAAAUCGAAAAACAACAUCAAGAAGAAGUUAACAAUAAUGAGGAGAACGUUGAAGAAGAUAACGAUUCUGAUUAUGAAGAUCUAGAUGAUGAGGAAGAUGAGUAUGUAGAAGAUGACGAUUAUGAACAGCCAGAUGAAGAAAGUCACAAGAAGAAUAAGUCUCAACCACAUGACGAUGAUUAUGAGAAGGAAGUAAACAAACGAGCAUUACAACCACGUCAAAGGAGAACUCAACGAGAAAAUGAAGAUGACGUCCACUCGGAAGAUAAUGAGGAAAAGUUAGCAGAUGAUCAGAAUGUACCUGGAGAAAAAGGCGAACAACAAGAAGGGGAAUCUAGUGAAAUAGAAAAGAAAGGAAAAGUCGCCGAUGAUGAUGAAGAUUUUAAAAGUCCGGCAUUUGUACCUCGAAAGGGACAGUUUUACGAACAUGAUGAUCGUAUGUUAGAUGAAAAAGAGCGUACACAAAAGGAGGUUGUUCGGCCCAAACAAAAGCUAUGGAAAGACUCCGAUUCUAAAUGGAAACAUGAUCGUUACAGGGAUGAAGAACAGGGACCAAAGUCGACUGAAGAAUUAUAUAGAACAUAUGGAUCUGAUAUUCGUACGUUGCCACAAGCCCCUACUGAGGGACCGGUGCGUGGUUUCACUGGUCAACGAAGAUCGCGUGGAGCUAAUUCAAAUCGACAACUUCAUUUGCAAGACUAUAUGAGUACACGUGGUGGUGGUGGUGGUGGUGGUGGAGAGAAUGGAAGGAAUCGUCAACAGUAUGAUAACGAUGAUACUGGUAGUAGACAAUAUGGAUCAACUAAUCCACCAAAUGAGAAACGUAGAAGAGACCCAAAUCGACGAUAUGGUAAUGCUGUCGAUGAUAAUUCCGAGAGCUAUGGUAAUUAUGAAAAACCAAAUGCUGACAAAGAUUCAUCGUCGAGACGAACAAACUUUGAAUUUGAAGAUUAUGAACGAACAAGUGGCGGUGAGAAGGAUCAAAAACCGUUCAAUCGUAACAGACGAAACGAUGUUGAAACGAGAAAUUAUCGUGGAAGCGGACGGUUCAACAGAGGAGGCUCGGAUCAAUUUUAUCGAGGUGGUGGACGACCAGGUUACAGAAAUAAUAACAGUCGCCAGGAAUCACGUAGUUAUGAAGAUUAUGUGUUAGAAGAUAGACAGUCUAAACCGUUUCAACAAAGAGAUCAACAACAGCAACGUUCUGCAUAUCGAAAUGAAACAAAACCAGCACGACAGCAAGGACGACCAGAUAAUGAAUACCGUCAAAAUGAGGCAUACCGUCGAAGUGAUGACAGGACUAGUCAGAGACCAAACAAUCAGAAUUCAAAUGUAGAUAACUCUGGCACUUUUCAUCGUGAACGUAAUUUCACGAAUACCCAAUUUCAACAACAGCAACAAACAGCAAAAUUUAAUAGUAAUAAUAAUUAUCAGAUGCAAGAUAAUCAAUCGAAAACAACAAGACAAGCAAACAGAAAAACAUCUCCAACAUCAUCUCAUACUCCUAAACCUUCAACAACGGCAACAGGCGCACGAAUACAAUCUUCAGGCGUCCAGUGUACUUUGAUUACUGAUGAAGAUGAUCGAUCUCAAGAUAUUGGAAUUCAAGUUGGAGCUAAUCACAGAAACAAAGUGCCAAGUCGUGGACCGGGACAGCAAAUUAAUAAUUAUCAACAAAUGCCUUCAAAUCAGCAGCAACAACAGCAACAGCAUGGUAAUAAUUCGAAUGAACCAUCUGAUGAUAGAAGUUUUGUUAAUUCAAAUUAUAAAGCAGCAGAAGAUCGUAUGAGAUCUGGAACACAAAUGCGUGCACCGCAAUAUCAAGGGGGCAAUUCACCCAACGAUGGUGUAAAUUCAAAUUUGUCUGCUGAAAGUGAACCCUUUGCCCCGCCUAAACGUUAUUCAAACAUGCGAACUGCUCCAACAGCAUCACCAUCGGCGCCAAUGCAACAGGCCCGACCACCUCCGCAGCUCAUUCAAUCUUAUCCGCAUGACCAGAAUGAACAACAACGCUAUUACGACCCAAAUUGGAAUCAACAUGCUCCUCCUUUGCCUCCACUUCCUCAACCAACCAGUUACGUACAACAACCGAUGAUGGGUGCAGCUCAGAUGUCACCAAUUUAUCAUCAUCCACAGGCAACGAUGAAUCCUCCAUUGAAUGCUGGCCCUCCACCAUAUAUUUUACAUCCAUAUCAUCCAUCGCACCCUCAAUCUUAUGGACACGUUCAAAUGGCCUAUCAACAACCAACAUCAACGGUUAUCCACGAUGCUCUUUCCAAUGGAAUGGGUUUUAGAUUUUUGACCGGUUUUCUAGGAAGUUUCCCAAAGAUCCGAUCUCUGAAAAAGCACUUAGAAAAUCGUUUCGAAACUCAAAAACCAUUCCAUUGGAAAGAGCAUCCUAGAACAGUUGAAGCUGGUGAAGAUCAACGUCGUUUAUUGAAAUUUUUGUUUGACAAUUAUAACGAGCUUGAACGCCCUGUACAAAAUGACAGUGAUACGUUAACUGUUAAAAUGAAUCUUGCACUUCAACAGAUUAUUGAUUUGGUAAAAUGUGUACAGAAUUGGAUUGAUUACAGUUUAAAAUGGUCACCAGAAAAGUUCGGAAACAUAACUACGAUGCGUUUGCCUAGUGUAAAAGUUUGGACGCCAGAUAUUUUACUCUAUAAUAGUGCGGAUGAAAAAUUUGACGCUACAAUGAAAACAAAUUUAGUUCUUCAACACAAUGGCUCGAUACUCUAUGUUCCACCUGGAAUAUUCAAGUCUAUUUGCCCCGUUGACAUUAGUGAUUAUCCUUUUGGUUUGAAUUUGACGUCCGAUGGUGAACAAGGGCAACUAGAUGCUUAUAUCAAGAGUGCCGAGUGGGAUUUAAAAGCAUUUUCUGCGAAACGCGAAACGUUUAAAUAUGAUUGUUGUCCUACAAAAUAUCCCUAUGUACUAUUUACCAUUCAAAUGCGACGACGAACGUUAUAUUAUAUUAUUAAUAUUAUCGUACCAUGUGUCCUGAUAUCAUUUAUGACAGUUUUAGGAUUUCUACUUCCACCCGAUUCGGGUGAAAAACUUACUUUACUUAGUUAUUUUAUGUGUGUAAUGUGCAUUUCAUCAAUGUCUAUUGUGGCAACUGUCAUUGUUUUACUUCUUCAUCAUCGAAAUGCAAAAAAUUAUAUUAUGCCAUAUUGGAUUCGAGUCUAUAUUUGUCAUUAUCUCGCUUGGUUACUGAGAAUGAAGCGACCUGGCUAUGAAUUAUCAUUUCAAACAAUUCGUCGUUUUCAUAAACCCUCACAAAACGAAAUAUGUCUAUUAGCAAAUUCAUCAAAAAGUUUAUUAGCAAAUAUUAAGGACGAUGAGCCACUAUUAAUUGGACUUCAAUUUUCAAAAUUUAACAAAAAGUCGACUGGGAUCCCAUCAAAGAAUUAUAUAAAAACUGAUGAUUGUAGCACUAGUAAAAUAUACGAUGUACUAUCUCAAGAGAUUCAUUUACUCUGUAAUGAACUAAAAACAAUUCGAACCGAACUUUGUUAUAUCACAAAUAAUAUUCGAGAAGAAAAAGAUGAAGAAGAAAUUUCAGUUGAUUGGAAAUUUUCUGCCAUGGUUAUUGAUCGUCUAUGUCUAUGUUUAUUCACAACAUUGACGGUUAUUUUCAGCUGUUCGAUGCUAUUCUCAGCCCCCAAUUUUUUUAAAAUGCGAUAA